Messenger RNA from Sphenostylis stenocarpa, 981 nucleotides. Lineage: Eukaryota; Viridiplantae; Streptophyta; Magnoliopsida; Fabales; Fabaceae. The record is from the annotation of a GenBank genome assembly.
AUGCUAGUCACUGUUGAAGUUGCCGCUGGUCUUCAUCCUACAGCAAACCUAGUCACACCUGGACCAUAUGGCCUUAUAUUUGCUUCAUUUGUGCCCUUUUUCUUUGACAUUCCAGUUUCAACACGGUUUCGUGUAUUUAGCUUUUUCUUCUCGGACAAGUCAUUCAUAUAUCUAGCUGGCGUUCAGCUUCUUUUGUCAUCAUGGAAAAGGUCCAUCUUACCAGGAAUGUGUGGCAUCCUUGCUGGUUCCUUGUACCGUUUAAAUGUCUUUUACAUCCGCAAAGCAAAGUGCAUCGCGGAGUGGCUAUUGGCUACCUCAUUUUCAAUAGUGGAGUGCUUUUCAUGUGCGGAUGAUGUGGCCAUUUUCACAACCCAGAAUAUGGCAUUUUGCACUCUCUGGUUUGGUGUCUCAUUUGGUGACAUUUCCGGUGUUGAUGUGGAGUUUCAGUCUAACCUCAUGACAGUGCUCUUUUCUAUUCCCAUGGCACUGCUCUGUAUUAGAUAUCGAUAUGGUCUCUGCAUGCAAGUCUUCUUUCCCAGAGUUUAUCACGUCAUUCUUUUCACGAAUUACAUUGCCAUCUAUGGGGAGUCCAAGUGCAGCAUCAUCAACAAGGAAUGUAGUUGGGAAUUUACCUUCCUAUCCAACUCGCCAAAUGGAGGCAAGUUUUACGCCGUAAUUCUUUUAUGGUUUGAUUUGCAUAUUUUAGGCAGCUAUGCAUCUUUUAUUUUGAUCACCCCAUCAGCUUUGUAUGCUGCCAUGAUAUUUGAAGCUGCUGGUCCUCCAGUAUCUUCAAUGCAAACUGAACUUGUUACAAGGAACUACCCUGCUCCAAUGCAAUCUGCAGUAGAACCAUCGGAGGACUCCAUCACUACUCUUGUCUCGAUGGGCUUUGACAGGAAUUCUGCCAGACAAGCCCUGGUGCAGGCCAGAAAUGAUGUCAAUGUGGCUACCAACAUCCUAUUGGAGGCACAGUCUCACUAA